This is a messenger RNA of Colletotrichum truncatum, 639 nucleotides long. RefSeq names its product cysteine hydrolase family protein. Lineage: Eukaryota; Fungi; Ascomycota; Sordariomycetes; Glomerellales; Glomerellaceae. The record is from RefSeq and is a predicted model, not a curated record.
AUGGCGUGCAUCAACCCGACAAAUCGUGGAGGCGCUGCCUUUGGCAGGUGUUACGCCAUUCUCAACCUCGACCUGAUGUCUAUUCUUAUAGACAACGUCAAGGGCACGCCUGAGGGAGAAUCUUUCAUAUCAAAUUGUGUUAAAUGGAACGAGGCUGUUCAUCAGAGAGACCCUCGGCCGCUUACGAUUUUCACCACGCUUUACUUCGCCAACGCUGCCCAACCGGAACUCAAUCCAUACUCUCCAUUCGCCAAGAUCCUGAAGGGAGUCGACACAUUUGAGAAGGGCUCUGCAGCGGUCCAGAUUGACGAAAGAUUUCGGUUGGACGAGAAAGAUAUUGUGCUCCAGAAAACGAGAUGGUACGCUGGCUCAGGGAAUUCUUUGGAGCAGAUACUGAGGGCUCAAAAUAUCGACACUGUGAUCAUAUCCGGAGUGACACUAUCAGGCGUCGUCAUGAGCACCAUCUAUCGUUUGUUCGACCUAGACUACAACAUUUACGUCAUCUCAGACAACGUUGUGGACUUUGCGGGCAUUGGAAUGGCAGAGCUAUCAGACUCAUUGAAGGGAACUCUCAUGGGAAACAUGAGAGUGAAGGUCAUAAACAUCGAGGAGGCUUUGCAAAUGCUAGAAAGGUCUUGA